CGCAAUCUAAGAUAUAUUUUCUUGUUUAUCUUGUCCCUAUUAGCAUCAAUACUGGCUUCCGAAAACUACCCCAAGAAGAUGUUAGACGGGUGGUAUUGUCGCUCUAUAGCGAAUAUGCAAGCGAACGAAGCGGCAAGCGUCAGCAGCAGCACUGUGGAGACUUCACGAUCUAGGGAACAAAUGAAAGAUUACUCCAGUGACAGUAGUAGCGACUCCGAACAGGAACCAAAUUAUGAAGCUCAAUAUUUAAAACUCAAAAAGAAACUAAAAUACCUGAUCUAUGAGAAUGAAUGCUUCCAAGAUGCUUUGAGAGGUAGCCAAAAGAGACUUCUUAGGGUUUCUCGGGACAGAAGCUAUCUUUUGGACAGAUUAUUACAGUAUGAGAAACAUGACAGCACCACAUCAGAGAGUGACGAUACUGAGUCAUCUGAUGAUGGUUCUUACAAUCAUCUAGAUUCUGCAAAAAGAAAAAAACUUGAAGCAACAGCAACUCAGCAAGUUAUAUCCACACCAUCUGCUCUAAAUAAAAAUGCUAAUGCAAUGAAAAGGAAAAGAGCAGCUGUACAAAAAAAACCUCCAAACACUAGUCUUUCACAAGCUAAUGCGUCAAUGUUGUCUAAGUCGUCGCCAGCUCUUGGGUUUGGUCUGUCUACGAGUGAUGGUCACAUGACACCGGAGGAAGUAGAGCGACAUCUGCAGUCGCGACAGUCGUAUCUAGAGCUCCUGCCAGAGCGGGCGCCUCCUACUGUACCCACCGAGAUGUUUAGCAAUGAUCCUUCACUUGACAGUGAAUCAAAUGAUGUAUUGGAAAACUCACCGAAUGUUGAAGAGUGGUUUGAUUAACAAUUACACUUACAACGACAUAGAAUAAA
Papilio polytes (common Mormon) is the source of this 872-nucleotide messenger RNA. Its product is annotated as INO80 complex subunit E. Gene Ontology annotation, biological process: chromatin remodeling. The coding region runs from base 79 to 843 and encodes 254 amino acids. The record is from RefSeq and is a predicted model, not a curated record. Gene Ontology annotation, cellular component: Ino80 complex; nucleus. NCBI's taxonomy places the organism in Eukaryota, Metazoa, Arthropoda, Insecta, Lepidoptera, Papilionidae. The transcript is spliced from 6 exons.